Thunnus maccoyii (southern bluefin tuna) is the source of this 2256-nucleotide messenger RNA. RefSeq names its product C1q-related factor-like. Gene Ontology annotation, molecular function: protein binding. The record is from RefSeq and is a predicted model, not a curated record. Lineage: Eukaryota; Metazoa; Chordata; Actinopteri; Scombriformes; Scombridae. The transcript has 5 exons. The coding region runs from base 251 to 1327 and encodes 358 amino acids.
GCUACAGAGGAGGCAGGGCAUAUUUUCAAGGGGAAAAGGGCGUCACUGCCCUUUGCCCCGAGGCAAACAACUUCAAGAAACUUGGAUAGCAUGUAUACAUCUUCCCUGCCAUUAAACAAGUAAAACAGAGCUACAUUCAUAUAACACUAUUAACAAGGCCAUCCUGUGUGUCCGUGCUGGAAUGUGAGCAGGGCUGAUCAAGAUGGGUGGUCUACACCUUCCCCUACUGUAGACCUGAUAAGACGAUCUGAUGGGUUGCUGCUGCUACAUGAAGGUGGUCCAAAAAAAAAAGGACUCAAUUAAUGCUGCUCGAAAAGGAAGAGACGCUCCCAGGGCACCUUCUUCACCAUCGGAGAUCCUCAUCACGGCUGCGUUGUGCCAGGUGGGCGCACUCCCUGCAGUCACCAUUUCCACCCCGGAGAGUUCCACGCUGGCAGCGCAGCCCCUUCCCCGGCUGAGCAUCGGGCGGAAGACCCUGGUGGCAGCUGCUGUGGGGGUCAUGCUGGUCCUGGUUUUGGUGGUCCUCAUCCCUGUGCUGGUCAGCUCCGUUGGCUCAGGUGGCAUAGAUGACAGCGGAAGCCACUAUGAGAUGCUGGGUACCUGCCGCAUGGUUUGUGACCCCUUCCCCAGCACGGGCACAACGGGCACAGGUGUGCACGCGGGCACAGAUACAGCAACCACAGGCCUGCAGGUGGACAACGAGGCAGAUCUGAGUGAUCACAGCAUCGGCCCACCGCUGCCUACUUACAGUGCUCAUGGCCCGCAAGGGAAACCAGGACGUCCGGGCAAGCCUGGACCCCCAGGACCCCCUGGAGAGCCAGGUCCACCAGGACCUAAGGGACCACCAGGAGAUGGUGUGGACAUAGUACGGACUGGGAUACUAGGUUUAGGGGGUAAGGGGGCAGUUAGCACCACCACCUACAACACCACGCCUCGGGUGGCAUUUUACGCAGGACUACGAAACCCUCAAGAAGGUUACGACAUUCUGCGCUUUGAUGACGUGGUGACUAACAUUGGUGGUAACUAUGAGGGCGCAACGGGCAAGUUCACCUGUAAGAUCCCUGGCACCUACUUUUUCAUCUACAAUGUGCUGAUGAGGGGAGGAGAUGGCACCAGCAUGUGGGCUGACCUGAUCAAGAAUGGUCUGGUCAGGGCCAGCGCCAUUGCCCAAGACCAGGACCAGAGUUAUGAUUACGCCAGCAACAGUGUCAUCCUUCAUUUGGAUGCAGGUGAUGAGGUUUUCAUAAAACUGGAUGGGGGCAAGGCUCACGGGGGCAACAGCAACAAAUAUAGCACCUUCUCAGGGUUCAUCCUCUAUGCCGACUGAAGACUGGACAGGACGUGGGCUCAACGGUGAAAGGUCACAGCCAGAAGACAUUCACUUCCUGACUUUCACUAGUGAGGUUAAUGUUGCUCAUAGCCACUGAUCCACAGUCAGAUGGUUUUGACACACCACCGUUGUUUAAGGUCGGCAUGAAUACAGUGAUUAAGGCUGUGGAUCUGUGGUUAUGGUAACUAUCGGUAACCUCCUCAUCCAUACGUUCCAUUGUAUUCAGGGUGCCUAUGCCGCUAUUCUGACGGACACGAGCCACGUAACAAUGACACUCACUGCCGUGUGUCAUGCCGAGGUGCAGUGACAAUUCUGACAGUGCAGAUGCCUCACCAUCAUUUUUGAGCUGUCAUUUCAAAUUCAAGUCUGGAAAUCCAACAGUUGUGGCGACUGCAGUGUUUGUUAACGUGCUGUUUAGAUUUAUGUUCAGAUUAUGUUUUCUCAUCCUAUAUGAUAAGAUGUUGUCUUUCCAUGACUGAGGAGAUAUAUUUUGUCACAAGAAAUUUGUCAAAUAUUUGACGCCAGAAAUUAGAUUAUGACUGAACGGCAGAUAUUCUCCCAAAAUGUAUUGUGUCUCAGUGUGAUCAUUUGGGAAAUCUUGUCAUAUUAUUCCAUUAUACUGUAUUUGGCAUAUUGUUAGUGUAUAAACUGUAAAUUUGAUAUUGAAUCUUGUCUGAACACAGUCAAAGUAGUGUCAGCACUGCACAUACAUCCUAUUGUGUGUCUAUUAAAAAAUAUAUCUGUGAGAUAGUUGUACAAUUAUAUCAUGUAAUGGUUAGUGUGCUCAUUUGUAAACAUUUAUUUAUUUUAUUCAUGCAUGCAACACCUGUUAAAAUCAACAAGCCCUCCAAAUGUAUGUUUCCAAAAAUGAGAGCUGAUAAAGAAAAAUAUAGUGAUUUUAAACAAAAAUUGUUAUUGUGGGCUUA